Molecule: messenger RNA, 847 nt
Organism: Hydra vulgaris (swiftwater hydra)
Lineage: Eukaryota; Metazoa; Cnidaria; Hydrozoa; Anthoathecata; Hydridae
Source: RefSeq, a predicted model, not a curated record
UUUGCUUGAGGUAAAAAAUGCAAACAGAAUGCUAAACAUCUCUGGAAUAAACGACAGCUCAUUUGAUGAAGAUAUACAGUUUGCUUUGUUACAAAGAGUUCCUGAUAUGGAUCAUAUUCGUUGUUUGGUUAGGAACAUGAAGUGUUCUCUGCCAUAUUCAGAACACAAAGAGCACCUGUUUCAUCCAGAAAUUAUCAUGGACGAAUUUGAAAGAAUGGGCAUUGUUUCCAAAGAAACUGCAUUAGAGAGGCUAUUGCAAGUUGUUGAAAAGUUGUAUCCAGGUUCAGAUAUUCCGUCUGCCCUAAUACGAUUUCAUAAGAACACUACCAGAAAAGGAGUGUUGUGUCCAAUUGUUAUUGCUAGUUCUGAAGAUAACGUCUCUUCUCCUGGGCCGCAACUCAUUUUAGGAGAGAAAAUAACAUUUGUUAAUAAAGGGAAAGUAAUUGCGAUUGGUCAUCGGCAUAAUGAUUCCCUACACGUGCUUCAAUUAAUUGCUUAUUAUUAUAUUAUGGACUUGUCGUACCUAAGAUCGUUUGGGGAAGUUUUGGGGCUGUUGCAGCAUUACGUCUUGCAAAUACCAUUUGCUUGUACAAAUAAACUUUGGUUAAAAAAAUGCCGAGUCUUAUUAAAGAGUUUAUAUAAUCAUCUAAGCAUAACGCCACUUUGGAAGAAAGUUCCACUUGAUAAUGACUUAGUUGGUGAUAUUAUUUUUCAAGAAGCACCUAUUGAACCUAUUCCAAAUAAAGUUCAUACAAAUUUUUUAAAAUCGAAACUACCACCAGUAAUUUCUUAUUGGAAAACCUUUAUGAAUUAUGAUGAGAUAAGUUCAGUAUUAUCAGGUGAUUGA